Messenger RNA from Sycon ciliatum, 15904 nucleotides. RefSeq names its product mucin-3A-like. Gene Ontology annotation, cellular component: membrane; cell-cell junction. Gene Ontology annotation, molecular function: calcium ion binding; carbohydrate binding. NCBI's taxonomy places the organism in Eukaryota, Metazoa, Porifera, Calcarea, Leucosolenida, Sycettidae. Bases 330 to 15416 code for a protein of 5028 amino acids. Gene Ontology annotation, biological process: homophilic cell-cell adhesion; polysaccharide catabolic process. The record is from RefSeq and is a predicted model, not a curated record. The transcript is spliced from 8 exons.
AUUUGUAGGAGGGGGCAAGUGAAACAGCACUGAUUUCCAAAAAUCUUUUCCUUCUCUGUUGUUUGCGCGUUUUUCAGUUCUCAUUGGCUGUAAAAGUAAUUCUGCCGACAACAGAAUAGUUUCCUCGCUAGCACUGCAUUUCUUCCAGAGGUGGAGACGUGUCUUUGAUAGCCUUUAUAAGGUCAGAGAAGAGUGGUUUGCGAGAAUCUGUUUUUAGGUGAGGUAGUUAUCGGAAUAGCGGGGAGGUUCACAUGUUCUAUUUCAAGGCACGCUCGCGCUCAGGACUUGGCUAGGCUGAGGUUUGCCAGCCUGCAGAGUGCAGUCUACCGAUGCUGCCGCCGCUUGGGUUGCUCGGCAACCGGGACGUAUCAGCCCGCCCGACAUGGCGCAGUGUUCUCACACGGUGCUCCGGCGAGGCAGCAGUCGUGUUGCUCGCUGUUUUGUGUUGUUUCUUCUUGCCGCUGGGACUGGCACAAACAUACGAACAAGUGGACUUUAGCCAGAGCAUUACAGCUAGCAGUACGUGCGGCACUGGCAAUGCCACCAAUCCGGAUGGUUUGUGCGGAGAAGCUGUAUGCCGGCAACAGUGUCUUGGGGGAGCCGAGUAUCUGGAUUUGCUGCAACUCUCGGGACUCGGAUCAACGGAAAGUGCUUUACAAGUCAGUCGUCGGCCAGGAUCACUACUACCCUCAGUGGGGAUCGACAGUGCAGAAAUCACCUCCACAAUCCCACUGGGCACUGCAGAUUUUACCGAUGGGUUCACCGUCACCGCCUGGAUACAUUUGAACAGCUCAGUUACUCCAGAUGGUGAUACUGUUUGGCAAUCCACAUCGCCUGUCACAAGUGACCUACGCAUUGGAGCAGCACCUGCGAACACACCCGACAUAGCUAGCUUGCAGUACAUGUUCUCAGCCGAUGAUGAUCCAAGCCAGUAUGUAGCCCUCAGCACACAGCUCAAUGCAACGCAGCUAAACGAUGGCUGGGUGUUUGUGGCCGUCGUACAUGAUUCAGCCACAUCACUUGUGUCACUGUAUGUGGGAAACAAACUGCAGGACUCGGACUCGGGAACACUAACAAAUGCAUCAUACUACUUUCCUCUGAUUGCCGACACGCAAUUUGGAAUGGGUGGAAGUGCAGUGGCAAUCAUUUCCAGCUUGCAAGAUGUCCUCUUGUUUACAUUUCCAAUGUCAGUCAGCAAUAUCAGCACUCUAGCCAGUGGUGCAGUGUCGCUAUCAGGUGCCACUGUUGAGGCGCAGUGCCUGUGCAAACAUCCUCUAUUGUUCAACCCCACUGAUCAGCAGUGUGCCAAUGACUCCUCUCCUGUGCCAAGGUUUGCCAACACUUCGCAUGGCAUUGGAUUCGUCACCGAUGGACUCGAUUCCACAUCGUGGUACUCAGCGCCUGGCGAUGAGCUCGUCAACGUGACUCUCUACUUCCAAUCACCGUAUAAAACUAUCAACGUAUCGGUGGAGUUUGCACCAAACGCCACUCCUGCUGCCGUAGAGAUUCUUGUGGCAAACGGCAGCUUGAGUACAUGGACACCAGUGGCAACAUUUGCCGAUAACUGUGACGUCAGGUUUUCUGGAUCUGGUAUAGAUUGCCAAGAAAUCCUGAUGACAGCCUCAAACAGAGCUAUGAUCAGCAGCCGGCAGAUUUCGGUCAUGGAGAGCCGCCAGCUCCGAAUAGCUCUCUCCACCUUCGGCUCAAACUGUACAUCAUAUGGGAUCUCAGAGAUUGCAGUGUCUGGCAGUGUAGCUCAGACCGUAGCGACAAAAGUGAUCACUGCUAGUUCGACCACUGGUUCAGUACUGCAGAGCACAGUGACAAGUGUCCCUGUACUCACCAGCACAAGCCCGACUAGUUACACCACACCACUAUUGUCAGCAACACCACCGUCAGUCACAAACACUAGCAACAGUACUGAUCAGUCCUCUGCUACCAUUGUCCAACCACCCACGACUGUGACCGUGCCACAGGUGACUGAAACCAGCAGUCUGCCCGCGGAGACUACCCGAGCAGUGUACAAUAUCUCCAAUGCAACCUCAUCCAGUGCAGUAUACUCCACUGAGCCUGCAGCUACAUCCCUGGACUCGGAAACAUCAAUACCGAUUACAGAACUCAAUGAAACGUACACCUCAGCAACUGUAGUGACCACUAGGAUUACCAGUAGCAUGGAAACUAUACCUUCAACACAGUCUCCCCUGUUGACAACGCCGACUGUUGCCAGCAGUGAAACAUCAAAUGAGACCUUGACUGAACCCGUGUCAACCGAAGCAAGAACAAUUGCAGCAUCAACUAGUCCUACCAUAGCUGCUGCUGCCACUACUCUUACUACUAUGCAGAGUACAAAUGCCAUGCAACCAACCACGGCAUCUGCUUCAUCUUCCAGCACUGCCAACGUGCCAUCUGUAACAACAGCACCAACCAACAUUCCCUAUGACAACGGUACUACAAUACCGCAGUAUGAUUCGACUAGUGAAAUGAAUUCAACCAGUGAAACCCAGCCAACGACAACUCCGGCUGCCACUUCCUUUGCUUCAAGUGCAACCAGCAGCCUAACUACUAUUGCCAGUACUGUGACCAUUGUGGCCACCAGUUUAGACUCAACAACAGUGCUGAAUGACAACGGUACAGAUGAGAAUGCCACAGGAACAGUCACUGAACCGCCAAUGGAGACUAUCACCAUACCCAGCACGAACAGCACCAAUGCAACCAUGGCAACUAUGGCGUAUUCUACCAGCGUAGCAGAGAACACUACUGUCGCUACAACAGUGGAGCCCAGCACCGAGCAGCUGACUACAUUAGCACAGCAUACAACGACAUACGCCAUGCCUUCCAGCACUACAGCGGUGGAGACUGCAACAACAUCAACCCCACUCACAGAGGACACAAACGCUACAACAAUACCUCCAACACAGGAUAGUAAUGUUACAACACUAGCUCCUACACCCGAUGCCACUGCCACGAGUCCAACUCCUGAUAGCAACUUCACGAGUACCGAUAAUGUCACUGAAGGUACAGAAGCAACGUCUCCUACCAGCUCUUCCUAUGUCAUAUCUACCGCUAUCAGCACAGCACAGAUAACGACUGGGCCAAUGACGGUGACACCAGAUCCACUACUCAACACCACCUUGGAACCAACAACAAGUGACACUGGCAAUAUCUCCCUGACUGAGCCAAUGACGGCUGUGGAAAAUGUCACGGACAGCACUGGCACAAUUAUUCCUACCACUAAAGCUGCUCCCACAACUGAAGCAGUUUUUACCACUGUCACGACUGACUUCCCUGCAACAAGUGAGAACGUUACUGACAUGCAGCCAUCUUACAACCAGUCAACUGCAGCAGCUAGCACCACAGUGGCGGUGGUCACAACACUGCCCACAGCUGCAGCUGCCACCACCUUCACUGAUAUCAAUGUCACCGAGCCUACCACGUUUUCCACAUCUGAUGACCAGAAUCUAACUGUCAGCCCAACAGUCACAAGUUUUCCUGUAACAACAGAAGAUACCAAUGUCACGGAUGCUUUGCCUACAAACAUCACCGAACCUUCGGGAAACACCACUGAACCAACCGCAAACACAACUUCACCAGAAGGUACCGUGAGCAGCUCUGCGGCCGCUGGCACAACAUUGCCAACAAUGGUGAGUAGCAGUAACAGUGAGGUCACAGCCUUGACUACACCGCCACCCACUGCCAGUACUACCGAGAGCAUACUACUGCCAGACCACAUAGUCAACGUGACCUAUUGUGAGAGAAACUGCACUGGUGUGGACAAUACCAGCAGCUCUACUGUUAUCCUCGAUCUAUCCAACGUUGCCUUGGGUCAUCUUGUUAACACCAGCAUCACCUACAGCACAGUUGCUGGGAAUGAUGACGGUACGUUUCAGGUGAAUUCUCAAACCGGUGUGAUCACUUGCCUUGGAAAUAUUGAUCGGGAGAGCAACAACAGCAUAACACUAGUUGUCCAGGCGCUGUGGACAAAUGAUGACCAGACGUUCUAUAUGCAGCAAAUCACUGUCGAUAUCACCAUCUGCGACAUUGAUGAAUUUCCUAUCGUGUUUGCCAAUGUCAGUCAGUUUGAAGUAGGAAGCAAUGCACUGCUAGAUACCACCAUUGGUCACCUGAAUGCAACAGAUGAGGAUGCCACUAGUGACGUGGUCUACUCUGCGACUGGGCAGCAAAACUGUACGUAUUUCAUGUUGGAUCCAAACGGUGCCAUUAUCUUGGUGGAGUCGCUCAGCAAUGUGACUGUGUCAGUGACUUGUCUGCUUGGUGUGAGAGCGUACGAUAGCAACAAUCAAGCCACGUCAUAUCAAAGUGCCUAUGUCCGUGUGAACAUUACCCCGGUAGACCCCAAUCCAACAGCACCGUUCUUCAACGAAACCCACUAUGCCGUCACUGUCAACGAAACUACGCCCAUCGGCACAACCGUCUUGACCGUGAUGGCUUCCGAUCCAGACUCCGGUGUAAACGGCGAAGUUGUGUACUCACUCGUAAGUACUGGUGGCACCGGCACGAAUGCUGUGUUCACUGUUGACCCAGUAACCGGUGAGCUUAUCCUUGCAGCCCUGCUGGACUAUGAAAGUGGGCAGCAGCAGUACAACCUUACCAUCCAAGCCACCGACCAGGCAGAGCCUCCGUUCUGGCAAAAGCAUUCAACUGCAUUCAUCACAGUGGAUGUGGGCAAUGACAAUGACAAUCCAGUUGAGUUGGUUGUACCCUCUGUGGUAACACUGCCAGCAAACACCACUGCCAACACGACAGUGCUGCGGCUGACUGCUACCGAUGCAGACGGAAAUGUGAAUUUCCGCUACACUUUGGAACCUGCAGAUGCAUCCAGCACUGUACCACACCUCUUCAGCAUUCGUGCAAACACCGGGCAAAUCACAACAAUCACUGAUCUUCUGUCGUAUCAAGCAGAGAACUUCACAUUCAUUGUGCUUGCCAAGGAGGCCGAACCACCAUACAACGAGGCACGUGCAACGCUGGAAAUUGUGAUACUGCCGGUACCUCCUAGUGCUUCUACUUCUACAGCUAUCCUGCAAGCCACCACUGUAUUACCAACCCAAGCAACAACAGUAGCAGUGCCGCCGGCAAUCAGUACCACCACCACCACUACAGCAGAGCUCACUGUGCUGUUCACGACCGCAGUAGAACCAACGUCGGCGUUCAGUGCCACGAGUACAAGUACAGCAGUGGUGCCGAUAGCAAGCACGGUUGAAGACGUCAGCACAACUUCAACGCCAUUCAUUGAACCGGUGGCGACAUCCGUGAUCACUACUUCUACACCAGGGGUUCCUGAAGUGUCUCCAACAUUGGUGAUCAGUGCUGUCACAUCCACUACCAGUCUAGUAACAGGUAGUAUCUCCACAUCAACUAUUUCUACCGUCUCAUCAUCACCACUUGAACAGACGCCACUGUUCACAACCACUGUGGAAGUUACUUCUACUGUCACGAGUAGCACUGUGUCAACGACAACUGUGGAAACAUCUACUUUUGUUGAGCCGUCGUCAAUCGUGUUGCCUUCAGGAGUCACCUCAUCUACAACUCGACAAGUGGAGGAAUCUGUGUCAACAGAAGCGGCGUCAGAUCUCACCACAGUGUUCUCGGUGCCAUCAGCGGUCACAAGUUCAGAAGAACAGACUGUUUCUUCUACUAGCCUGGUUGAAGCCAGUACUACCUCCUCAUCUCGGUCCGCCACUCCCAUAGUGAGUACGGAGUUCCUCACUACGUCCACUCUUGCCAGUUCAUCGCAAGCCACGACCACAGAAGAUAUUACAUCGAUCUUUGAAGCAGUUUCAUCAAUAAUAUCUGAAACCUCUGUGGAGGAAACGUCCAUUGUUGAGCCGCAACCAACGACCAGCAUACUUAGCACUUCUGAGUCCACGACCGAGAGUCCUAGCUUUAGAGUCACAAGUUUUGAAACAGCAAUUGAAUUUCAGACGAGCACGGAAACUCAGGAGGUGCCGGGCAGUACAACAUUCAUAGCCGUCUCACCAUCACAGUCUGAGGUUGAACCAACUGAACCAUUCCUCACUAGUGAACUCACAAGUAGUGCCAGCACUGUGUCAGAAAGCAGUGAGAUUCUGGAGGAGCCCUCCUCCGCGGUGGUCUACAGUACAACGAUUGCUAUCUCCGCGUCCCCAACACCGGUUGUAAGUGAGUCACUUGCUGCAUCAUCAAGUGAGCCAGCUACAAGCCAAGUAUCUUCAGUUGAAGUACCAUCAAUCGAGCAGUCCCCCGCUAUUACAACUUCCGUUCUAACCCCGGCUAUUGACUUCACCACCGAAAUACUCGAAACCACUGUGGAAUUAGUCACAUCACUCAUCUCCGAAGUCCCAGCAUCUUCAAGCGAACUGUUACCGUUUUCUUCGGAGGUUGCAACUCAGUUGUCCACCGAGAUCGUGGGGAAAACUUCAACAGAAUUCGUGUCUGUGGAGCCAUCGGAAUCCUUCAUUGCAAGUUCCUCCGUGGAGGUCAGCGCAAGCAGCACAAGUAUUGCUCUGGAGAGCAGCAUUAUUAGUUCGAGUGAAGCAUUUGUAACUAGUCAGUUCACAAGCUUGGUUGAGGAAAGCUCUCCCAUCUUGUCGUCAGUCGUCAGCGAGAUAUCCAGUCUGGUUCAAGCCAGUUCUUCUGAGCUCCUCUCGACCCUGAGCACGGAUGUGCUUUCAACGCAGAUAUCCCAGUCAAUACCUUCAUCAUCAUUGCUGGAGGAGCCGUCAUCUGCAGUGGGAACUAGUAGUCUUCUUCUAUCUCCAUCAUCUUCUGAAUCAACAGUUGAGGUUGAAACUAGUUUGUCAUCCAUUCAACUGAGCACCAGUGCUGUUCAGCCGACAAGUGUCAUUGGUGAGGAGGAGACAUCUGUAUUCUCGGUAUUUCUUUCAACUUUCACAACAGAGUUCUCUGCACCAAUCUCCACGGCAGUAUUCCUUGAGAGUACGGUAAGGGAGGAAAGUUCAGUGGCUUCCACCGUGCAGGAGUCAUCACCCAUCGCAGCAGUGACAUCAUUGUUCUCCUCGGAAGGGGUGGAGCAGUCGAGUCAAGUGUUCCCCGGCUCGUCUUCAGAAUUUACUGUGGGUGUUCCAUCAAUCAGUAGUAUAGAGGGGAGUGUGUCUAACGAGCUAUCCACAUCAGUGCUGACUAGCUUGUUUGAGUCAUCAACACCCAUUGAGAUUAACACACUAGCACCGUCAUCUGUUGAGUCGACGAUUUUCUCCCAAGUUACCUCUCUUGCCGUUUCUUCCAGCGAGAUUGUUGCCAUUUCAACAGAGGUGCCUUCUACUAGUGAGGUGUUCUCCACAUCAAGUGAAGCUUUUGCCUCAUCCCAAACCAGCCUGGCACAAAGUUCUGUUGUGUACCUGGCAAGUUCGACCUCUUUGAGUAGUAUCCAGCCAUCGACUGCGGUGGCCAUACCAUCAUCAGUUCUCCAAUCUGCUCAACCGUCAGUUACUUCAAUCUCAUCAGAACUUGUCGAAGAGGAAUCCUCUACUGUCCUACCCAUCACAUCAUCAUUAUUCAUCACCUCUGUAGCGAUUACGUCAUCAGCAGUGCAGACCAGUGUGGUUCCAACGGAAGUGACAACGACAGCGAUACCAGCAACAGUAACACCUACCCCUACUGUCCCACAGAUUGUACGUUUACAAGCUAAUGUUAGUGUGGACUGGACACUAACUGGUACUGGAUAUCUGCUGCCAUCACCAUGUACAACACAGGACUCAGCGACCUCUCGGCCCAACGCUACCGUGCAGUGUUUCGGCCAUUUCAUCAACAAAUUGCCUGGAUCAACCGGUGCCAUCUCUGCAACGGCCGGCUCACGUACUGAUUCAGUGGCAUACACAAGUGACCUAUCACCAGCCAGCAGCUUGGUGGCCACGUUGCUGAAUAACAGAGUGUGGCAUGACGGCAGAACUGUGUACGCAACUGUUCAAGUCCGUGAUGCAAUGAACGGAACUAGAACAAAGAGCACCACUGUUACCAUGCAGAUAUCACUAGUCCCAGCUACAGGAGUUCCAAGUGUCCGUGGUAUAUGUAGCACAAGCUCCACGGAUGGAACUUGCCUGCUGUCAGCAAUGCUGCCGCUGCAAGCAUUCUCUGCGAACGGGAGUAGCGCUAUGGCAAGCUUCUAUAUCGGUGAUGGUAGUAGCAGCAGCAGAUCAGUGACCACCUUGUCAGAUACUAUCCACAUAAUGCCAUCACCGCAGCAGUACGCUAUUGACAAUGACAUCUUGGUGCGGCUAGUCACAAGAGAGGUGUAUGCAGGUGAGGAAUUUACCGUGCAGAUUUGGGGAAGAACCGGCUAUGACAUCAGCACAUUCCAACUGCAGCUCAUUCUCGGUGCUAAGCUCACUUUAGUACGCUUCAAUGUUGAUCCUGACCGCUGGGUACCGGCAGCUGACGGUACAUCCCUGAAUGCUUACAAGACUCCGUCGUAUAUAACACGUGUGGCGAGAACAGACAAAACCAAUCUAGAGCAUUUGGCCAAUGCAACGGUGCGUGUUGAAUUGAGUUUGCCUCUGAAUGUGAGGCAGCUGUCCAUAUCCUGUCAGGUGGUGGAGCUUGUGAACACUGUGGGUUAUACGUAUGCCAGUCUAGCUUCACCAUUGAUGGCUCUUGUGGCUGAUCGUCAAGGAUAUCAACAAACCAGUGGUUAUGUGUGGGUCAGCCGGCCACGCACCGUAGCACUAACUGUUAGCCAGAACGUAACAGACAUUGUCAACACGGCCGUGCUGGAUGGUCAGCCUGUGAGCGUCCUGCUCGCUCUGAAAUCGUGGAGGGAUGACGGCUCAGCGGGAACCGUGGUGACGACAACGCACAACUGCAGUGUCACACCAGCUGGUGUUCUCCAGCUGAGCUCAGCAUGUAACGUUGCGUAUGUCAAUGGCAGUGAGACUGUUGACACAUCCACCGCAACUGUACAGCUGUGCUAUGAAGGUCUCUGUAUUGGAACGCAGUUAAGGAUCUGGAGACCUAACCGGACAGCAAUACAGCUAGAUGAUCCUCUGCUUAAUGCAAUACACGACUGGAGAUCUCUUAACUGUACACAGCUCUAUCAGCAAUCAGCUGUACACGUCUCAGUCACAUUCAGCUAUGGCUCCCUGGAGAACUUCACCGCCGAUUUGACACACUUGCUGGCUAGUCGGCUGACCAGUUCAGAUCUAUCCGUUGCGCGUGUGACAGUGCAAGGCAGGAUACAGGGAAUCGGUCCCGGCACUGCAUGGCUCUCACUGAGUAACAGUCAAACACUGCAUGCAUCAGUAAGUGUCACUACCAGCACACAGAUGGUUGACUGCAUUGGUCUAUCUGUCCUCACCUUCACCGAGCUGCAAGUCACGACGUCUGGAGCAGGCCCUCCGUACUCAGCACAAUCAAGUCAAACCGCCCGUGCCACAACCUCACAACUACUGGACUACGAGAGCAAGGCAGCUGAUGUCCAGGUCUCAGCUGUGUUCUCUGAUGGAGCACACUCACUACUGGACAUGUACGACUCUCUGGACUAUUAUCUCAAUGCAACGGACAGUCGCACGGUUCGAACAGACGGAUCUAGAACGAAUGUCCGUGCUGGUUAUGUAUCAGGUUCAGGCGAUCUUCUUAGGGCCAGUGCAUGGUCCCGAUGUGAUGCUCAGCGCCGAGUGAUUGCAACUGGUUAUGGAUAUGUCAGCGUGGAUCUGCCCGCACCACACACAGUAACCGUGACUGGCUAUCAGACUAUAAUGACACUUCCUGGUGAUCUGGCAUCGAUGCCACAGUCAGGUGCUUUGGCAACAUCUAGCCCUCUGCUGGUGAAACUAGUCUUCCCCGGGGGCCACCAACAGGACUAUACCACAGAUAGCCGUACAGUCUAUUCGGUAUCCGGUGUGCAGCUGCUGCGACACUCAAGUGGUGUUAGUGUAAUUGCAAACAGAACAGGACUGGCCAGGGUCAAUGUCUCCUUCACGAGCACCAAUCUCACCAUGUCCAUCAGUAUCAAUGUCGUCGUUUACAGCACUCUCCGACUCACCUCACACCCGUACCCGACAAGCACUGCAGCGCCACAAGACACCGAGACAGUCCUCAGUCCUCUCUCAACCACUGGCCAGUGGCAACGGGCAUCCUUGAGAGCACUGCUCGUACUGAGCGAUUCUUCUACAAUUGAUGUGACCAAUGAUCGUCUGACAGGCUUUAAUGCAUACUACGACGAGUCUGCGACUAUGGCUGCCAGCGCUAGUUCAGUGGGUAUUUCAUCAACUGGUAUUAUACAGACAACUGGCAAGUAUACUGGAAACGUUUCACUUGUUGGCAAAUUUUCAACUGGAUACAAUAUGCCACCAUUGAAAAUGUCCAUCCACCCGGUACCUAUCGAAGUCACGUCUCUGAAGCAGGUUGUUGCGUCAAAGCCCCUGUUCUCUGGAGAACGGGGUAUGGCUUGGCAAUACAUAUCGGUGGAUGCUGAGCUGGGCGACGGAAUCACCUACCCAUCCGUCUUCAAUGGAAUCCUUGCGCUGCCGCAACUUCUGAAGAUCUCCUCAACUGACGCGCAUGCCAUUUUAGUCGACCAGUUAACGGGCAGAUUGACACUGAAUGGCAAUGCACCAGAACCCGUCAAGGUUACCGUGUCUCCAGCAUCGGGAUCAUCAAUGGCACCACCGCAGACUGUCACCAUCACGUGCAACUUGCAGCCAGGACAUGGAGAUGCAGACAUUGGUGAUAGCAGCGGUGUUGCUGUGAAACCAGUCCGGGUGGGCAGCCACUUUACCGUUCCAGUGCGCGUGAACACGGCUGGUGAGGGUGUUGAUGCUGUCAACCUAGACAUAACGUACGACAGCAGUGCACUCAGCAUAAACUCGGUCGUAAGUGGUGCUGGCUGGAACGGGGGCCAGUUCCUCGUAAACCUGAAUGAUCCACCUGGUGUGGCAACUAUUGGCGGGCUGCCUCUGAAGCCGCAGGGCGCUGGCUUGGAAAUUGCUGUUUUGAACUUCACUGCGCUGCAAGCUGGCAUGACUCCAAUCUCCGGUCUAUCCAACACGCUCAGCUCAAGCAACCUUGCGCUGGACGUUACAAACACGCAGUUCAUCGCCGGCAAUGUCAGCAUGAUCGUGACUGAUGGCAGUCGUCGUCGCCGUAGCAACCAUCGUCGGUCAUCAUCACAGGAUGCCACGCUAACCAAUAUGCAUACGACUAGUGGUUACCAACAUCAUCGUCAUCGGCGAAGCAUGGCCUGUACAACCCGUCCACCGUGUGCUGUGUGCCCAAGUGGCCGGCAGGCAGGUGACACGAAUGGAGACUGUGUGUUCGAUCUGAAGGAUGCCAGCUACCUACAGCGCUAUGUGUUGGUCAACCGUACUGGCUUUAGCACAGACCUAGGAAAAAUGAUAGCAAACGAAACGCAACCAUUUCAGAUUGCGGAGAUGGAUCCUGAUCUUGAUGGCCAUAUUGAUACCACAGAUGCCUCCACUCUGGCUAGGAUCGACUUUCGACUGCUGAGAUUUGUCAGCAACCUGAAUGUCACUGUAUUGCCAUCAUACCAAGGCCCGACGGUAACUAAUUAUAGUUGUGAAAUAGUAGUGCAGACGCAGCUGAGUAGCGGCAAGACAGCUACGGGUGCUGUAACUACGGAUGACACCUAUCUCUUUGUAGACUUUGCUCACAGCAACCCCCGCUUCCAGCAAGUCUUCAAUAGCAUCAACUUCUCCUCACCAGUAGUUGUCCAGGACAAGGGGAGUUCCCUGUAUGGUGGCAUUGUCGAAGCAAGCGACAAAGGCAAUGGAGUGUUUGAAGUGAGAGGUGCAAUCUCAGAGCUGAAUUUCACCGGAAUCGGCAUCAGCUUGUUCCAAGUGACAAUCAAUGCACGGAAUGAGUCAUCUGCCAGUCGCCAAGAGAACUUCCUAGGCUACACGGCACCCAACACUGCUCGUGCUUAUCCCUACAAUGCUAACUUCACAGUCUCACCGUCUUCCCUCAAGAAUGCUGUGCAACAUACGGUUAUCAUCGAAGGUGGCUAUGAUCCACUGCAGGUAUACUCAAGGCCUAUCAACUGUAUCCUGCCCACUCCUGCACCAACAACUGCAGCAGUUACUAGCAGAGUUACCACAUUACCAACUAUCACACCGACAACAUCUAGAGUGCAGACUACAACUCCCAUCUUAACCUCACCAUCCACUUCUCCAACCAAUGCUCCAACCACAGCCCUGACUAGUGCAGCCACAUUGCCGGAGACAACAAACCCAACAACUAGUCCGAUGACUACUCCAACUACCGCACCAGCUACUACAGCUAGAACAUUGAUCACAACACCAACUACAAUCUCUUCAACUCCAGUAGGCACAACACCAAGUACGCCACCAGCUACAACACAGAUUACAGGUGCCCCAAGCACUGCACCAACCACCAUACCUACUACACCGACAAGUUUUCCAACUACAGCUUCGACAACCACACCAACAACUACACCCAGUACUACUCCGUCGACCGCACCAACCACAGCUCAACCAACCACAGCUCAACCAACCACAGCUCAACCGACCACAUCUCGACCCAGCACAGCUCAGCCCAGCACAGCUCAAUCAACUACAACUGAGUCAACCACUCCAUCAGCAACACCUGCCCAACCCAGUACAGUACCUUCAAGUAGCUCAAACCCUGUCACUGUUACAACAACAACAACAACUGGGUCAUCUGCCAGCAGUACCGGAGCCAUCAGUACCAGUAGAAGGGUCACAAUGCCAGCUUCAAGUUCUGCUGCUCCACCUGAUACUUCCCAACAAGCAACUAGCCUGCCUGUCCAGUCAGGCACGGACCAUAUUACCACAGCAGCUGCAGCUGCAUCGUCACAGGCCACCAUGUCAGCUACUCCACAAGCAACUAACACACCUGCUUCUGCAUCGUCGGAUCUAGGAGCAGUGGAGCAAACCACUGGCGUUCCAGUUACGCUGGUCACAACUAUAGCUGCCAACCACACGACAACACUCAGUGGUGGUGGGUCUGAUUCCGGUGGUGGUGGGGGACUAUGGUGGAUUGCUAUCAUUGUCAUGGUACUUCUUGUUGCGGCUGUUCUCAUUGCGGUGGUGAUUAGACGAAGAAGGAGAGAAACGUUUGACCUACGGAAGUCCUUCUCCAAGGUUUCCACGAAGAACUUCGACACGUUCACCUCUCGUCGAGGCAGCAAGACCAGCAAUGGUUCGGACUAUUGGACAAGACAAAAUGGUGGCUAUGAAAUGGAAGAACGCUACCGGUCUCCAUAUGAAUCAAGUCCACUCGGCGACCAAGAGGAAGAGGAUGAAGCUGAAGUGGAGGGGUUCAAAGUCGAAGGCCGCCGCUCUGGGAAGUUUGAGAAAGUGACGGACUUGGACACGGUGGUGGUGAAGACGGAUGACAUGCGCAGCGCUGCGUCCUGGGUCUUCCACCCGAUCAGCAAGGAGACGCAAGAUGCCAGCAAGAACAGGGCCAUGCUGGCCAACGCAGCUGCAGAAGCUCAGGAGUCAGCCGCAGAAAUGGUCGAGAAGGAAGAGAGUACUCUGGAAGAGACUGGCAUAGAGGAUGCCGACUUACAUGAUGGCAAUGACAGUAAACUACCAAUCUUUGCUGCGACAGAAAGUGGACUUGACGAAAAGCGUAAGAAACUAAUAAAGACAACCUCUUUCAUGGAAGAUACACCUGUCCAGACAAAGGAAGAGAAGCUUCUUCAAAGGACGAGGUCCACUCCGAUAAAGAAACAUGAAAGAGAUCAACUGGAGGUUCAGGAGACAACGUUCUUCUCGCGCCAACCGUCCCCUAUUCUGCCGCGAUCGGGCGGCACAACGCCACAAGCAAGCCCUCAGAAACGGCCCCGUGCAAGCACGAGCAGUGAGCUGGUAGACAAUCCCUACUCAGCCAUGCGGAGUCCAUUGAAUAGCAGUAUGCAGCCAUUGCUGGUCAAGUCAACGGCAAGCAGCGCUGGACCCUCACCACAGGACACUCCAAUACGAGGACCAAGUCCGUAUGCAGCUGAGGAAACACUCCGCCAGUACGAGCAACUCCGAGAAGAGAGGCAGCGUGUCUUGCGCCAACGUGGCGAGGCAUUCGAGGCCAUUUGGAAGCAAGCACGCUGGACUGGCAAGGAGUCUGAGCAAGAACCUGCAUUCAACAGCUUGCGCCGCAAGAUGGAAGAGAAAAUGCUGAAGGAGCAAGACACUGACUUCUCAAAUAGCUUGAGGAAACGUUUGGAUGAGAGGCUGCAGCAUGAUCACCGGCGACCGACAACGUCUAGUGUCAGAAAGCACUGCAAGACACAACAGCCCACAAGCAGAGUGCGAAAGGAAGCCUCAUUGAAAGAUAUCGAUGACACCGAUCCAUCUGCUUUCUUUCAGCGUGCAAACAUCGGUGUGCAGCCAGAUGGAUUCCAGACUGAAGAGCAUCGGAACUCACAUAUGCUGGAGAUGGCCAAGCUGGAGGAAGAAAGAGCUCGUCUGGAAAGGGAACGCGCUCGCUUCGCCGAGGAACAAAUGCGCCGCAAUGACCUCCUGCGAACACUGGAAGAAGAGCGGUACGCAUCGAAUACCUAUGCUGGUGACGAUCAUUUUCAGCCUAUACAACGAUCCCGGCGACACUACUCCGACCACUUGUCCUAUAAUGAUCAUCUUCAACGGUAUGGUAGCAGCAAUGCAGAUGCAGCAGCAGCAGACACACGUCGCUAUACCAGUUCCGGCGUUUCCCCAUACUCCAGGUCUACUGAUCUCUCUAUCCUGGAAGAGCAGCUGCCACCUGUAGAAAUGCAGCAGCUGCCCGAGGAACGGGAAUCGCCACUUCAGCAGCAGCGGCAGCAGCGGCAUGCUGAGCAACUUCAGAGUGCUAACUACCGUGCUGCUGGACAAAGCCGCCGUCAAUCCAGUAGUAGUCAAUCACGGCAUGUUGAUCUUCAACACCUUGAGGAACAGCUACAAAUAGAUGCCCAGCUGAGAGUAGAAGAGCAAAUGCGCCACUUUGUUCAAGGUCCCGAGGCGGGCCUGCUUCCUGCCGACAACGAACAUCAAAUCGACAUGCCUCCGACUAACUCCUACGCUGCUGGAAAUGAUGGCGUCGUUUUCUUUGAUGAGUCGCCCGCACCAUCAGAACAUGAGUUGGAUCUAGUGUUUGAGCACCAUCAGUUCGACGACCAUGCUCAUAGCAGAAAGCCUAGAGUGAUGCAGCUGGACGAGCCACUGCCGCCACGAAGCCAAGGCAGUCAGCCGGCAAGUGCUCACGGUACCUACGACUCUCGCUUACCACCAGAUGCGGAAGACUUGGAAGCUGUGCACUUUGGUGGUGACUCACUGGACAUGGGGCAUAAUCCACAGCGGCAGCCUCCGCCUUUCUUCACCCCGCAGGGCACACUGGAGUUCCAGUAUCACCAGCCUCCUCCAACCAGUCACUCAUUUGCUCCAGACGAGGAUGAUGACCUGGGUGAGGUGGUCCUAUUUAUGUAGCAGAGUCACAGCCAGCUCAAGAGCAGUGAGUCCGCACUACAUCAAGCUAGAUGGUCCUGAAUGAGUUAAUGCUGCCACCCACUAUCAGAUACAGACAUGAUGACCAGUGUUCCUAAUAUGUUCGUGAGAGUGUAUUUGACCAAGACAUAGCACAGCUAUGAUUCCGAUGACUUGACUCCGGUAAUGAUAAACAACAUUACUAUGUUGAGAUCUCGCUUCCUUUACUGCACAAUACUUGAUAACCUUGCCUACUAACGUUACACUGAGCACGCUGCGAUGAAGUGACUGUGGUCGUGCAACUCUACACUAAGUUAUACAUAAUAUACAAGAACAGCUUGAUUUCUUACAUGAUGAACUGCAUGCAGAGCUUAUACUUAGAAGGACGUGUUUGAUAUUUUAAUUUACAAUUUCCAUGGUAUUGCCAAAGGAGUGAUCUCCUAAACCCAGAGCUUGUGAACUACCCGUGCUAAGACAGGGGACAGACACCA